Messenger RNA from Urocitellus parryii (Arctic ground squirrel), 2121 nucleotides. RefSeq names its product fizzy and cell division cycle 20 related 1 (gene Fzr1). NCBI's taxonomy places the organism in Eukaryota, Metazoa, Chordata, Mammalia, Rodentia, Sciuridae. The record is from RefSeq and is a predicted model, not a curated record. Gene Ontology annotation, cellular component: anaphase-promoting complex. Gene Ontology annotation, biological process: anaphase-promoting complex-dependent catabolic process; positive regulation of anaphase-promoting complex-dependent catabolic process; positive regulation of ubiquitin protein ligase activity. Gene Ontology annotation, molecular function: anaphase-promoting complex binding; protein binding; ubiquitin ligase activator activity.
GCAGCGAGCGCCGCCAUAUUAGGCACCGCGGAGCCCGGGAACCCGUCAGCGGCGGCCGCGGCCGGGCCUGGCGGAGCUGCGGGGGCCGGAGGCGGGUGCGGCACGGCGCCGGGAGAGGCGGGGCCGGCGGGAGCCAGCGGGCGAAGGGAGCGAGCCAGGCUGACCUUGGCGUGCAGGCCGUGCCCUGCCCCACCAUGGAUCAGGACUAUGAGCGGCGGCUGCUCCGUCAGAUUGUCAUCCAGAACGAGAACACGAUGCCGUGUGUCUCGGAGAUGCGACGCACCCUGACGCCCGCCAGCUCCCCGGUGUCUUCCCCCAGCAAGCACGGGGACCGCUUCAUCCCCUCGCGCGCCGGAGCCAACUGGAGCGUGAACUUCCACAGGAUCAAUGAAAACGACAAGUCUCCCAGCCAGAACCGCAAAGCCAAGGACGCCACCUCAGACAGCGGCAAAGACGGCCUGGCCUACUCGGCCCUGCUGAAGAACGAGCUGCUGGGAGCUGGCAUCGAGAAGGUGCAGGACCCGCAGACCGAGGACCGCAGGCUGCAGCCCUCCACGCCUGAGAAGAAGGGCCUCUUCACGUAUUCCCUCAGCACCAAGCGCGCCAGCCCCGAGGACGGCAACGACGUGUCCCCGUAUUCCCUGUCUCCUGUCAGCAACAAGAGUCAGAAGUUGCUCCGGUCUCCGCGGAAGCCCACCCGCAAGAUCUCCAAGAUCCCCUUCAAGGUCCUGGAUGCCCCUGAGCUGCAGGACGACUUCUACUUGAACCUGGUGGACUGGUCGUCCCUGAACGUGCUCAGUGUGGGGCUGGGGACCUGCGUGUACCUGUGGAGCGCCUGCACCAGCCAGGUGACCCGGCUCUGUGACCUCUCUGUGGAAGGGGACUCCGUGACCUCCGUGGGCUGGUCUGAGCGGGGGAACCUGGUGGCCGUUGGCACACACAAGGGCUUCGUGCAGAUCUGGGAUGCCGCUGCGGGGAAGAAGCUGUCCAUGCUGGAGGGCCACACGGCGCGUGUCGGGGCCCUGGCCUGGAACGCUGACCAGCUGUCCUCCGGGAGCCGGGACCGAAUGAUCCUGCAGCGGGACAUCCGCUCCCCACCCCUGCAGUCAGAGCGGCGGCUACCGGGCCACCGGCAGGAGGUGUGCGGGCUCAAGUGGUCCACGGACCACCAGCUCCUCGCCUCGGGGGGCAAUGACAACAAGCUGCUGGUCUGGAACCAUUCGAGCCUGAGCCCUGUGCAGCAGUACACCGAGCACCUGGCUGCCGUGAAGGCCAUCGCCUGGUCCCCUCACCAGCACGGCCUGCUGGCCUCAGGAGGCGGCACGGCUGACCGCUGCAUCCGCUUCUGGAACACGCUCACGGGGCAGCCGCUGCAGUGCGUGGACACGGGCUCCCAGGUGUGCAACCUGGCCUGGUCCAAGCACGCCAACGAGCUGGUGAGCACCCACGGCUACUCUCAGAACCAGAUCCUCGUGUGGAAGUACCCGUCCCUGACCCAGGUGGCCAAGCUCACGGGGCACUCCUACCGCGUCCUCUACCUGGGCCUCGCUAAGUUGCCCAGGCUGACCUCGAACUUGUGAUCCUCCUGCCUCAGCCUCCCGAGUAGCUGGGAUGACAGGCGUGGCCAUUGCUCCGGGCCUCUGCAAGUUCUUUCCAGCAAAAAAUGUUUUUGUGCUGGGCUGGGAUGUAGCUCGUGGGUAGAGCGCUUGCUUGAGCAUGUGYGAGGCCCAGGUCCACCCGUAGUGCCCUGCGCCAGGUUUAGUGCUUAAGGCGGCGUGUCCACCUGUGCACGUGUGUGCCCUUGCUCCUGGGCACUCGGCUGCCCGUCCUUUGGUUUCGAUGCUCUUCCCCGCUCCUGCCCUGCGCGGCCUCUGGCCCUUGCCCUUCCUUCUGGCCUCCAAGGCUGGGCUCUGCCCCUGUGGCUCUGAUGGCAUCUGGCUGCCCAUAUCUGCUCCCAGCCUUGUGCCCCCAACUCUGUCCCUGGGCUGCCUGCGAAGACCCAAGGACAUGGAGGGGUUUCUGUCCUCUGCACAGGCAAUGUCCCCUGAUGGGGAGGCCAUCGUCACUGGUGCUGGAGACGAAACCCUGAGGUUCUGGAAUGUCUUUAGCAAAACCCGCUCA